This is a messenger RNA of Suhomyces tanzawaensis NRRL Y-17324, 297 nucleotides long. It is a transcript of the gene SFT1, whose product is annotated as Sft1p. The record is from RefSeq and is a predicted model, not a curated record. Bases 1 to 297 code for a protein of 98 amino acids. Lineage: Eukaryota; Fungi; Ascomycota; Pichiomycetes; Serinales; Debaryomycetaceae. The transcript has a single exon.
AUGAGUGAUUUGUUGUAUUCACACAGAGAGCAGCAGAAUAACCAAAGAUUUGAUGACUUGGCUCAAACCCUUCAUCAAUUUAGAAAUACCGUGAAUAAUGACAUUAAUGGUUACGUGCAACAAGAAAACCUGGUCCUUGAUUCUUUGAACGAUAAUUUUGGGCAAUUGAUGCAUCAAGUCAAGCAAACCAGCGGGGAAUUAAGAAAUGUGAUGACAAGGAACGCAAGCCUUUCAAGAAUUGUCUUUGUCAUAUUAAUUGCAUUCAUCGUCAUCUGGACUAUUUACAAACUUAGGUAA